Molecule: messenger RNA, 1446 nt
Organism: Dracunculus medinensis (Guinea worm)
Lineage: Eukaryota; Metazoa; Nematoda; Chromadorea; Rhabditida; Dracunculidae
Source: the annotation of a GenBank genome assembly
AUGAUGGGAAUACCAUUUUUGUCGAGUUAUAUUUAUAGAGCCAUAAAGCCACAGACUGUGGCGGACUCUGUUGAUUGUUUAAACUAUUAUUAUACUUCAUGUUUUCUGGCACUUGCUGCCUUUGCGAUUUCAGCCAAGCAAUAUUUCGGCUCUCCUAUACAAUGCUGGGUGCCCAUGGAAUUCAGAGGUGGUUGGGAGAAGUACACAGAGGAUUACUGUUUCAUUCAAAAUUCUUAUUAUGUACCAUUCGAAGAACAAAUACCUGACGAUGUGCACGCAAGGGCAGACCAAAUCAGCUAUUACAGGUGGGUACCAGUCGUUCUUGUGAUUCAGGCACUCUUCUUCAUCGCUCCAAAUUACUUCUGGAGUUUCAUGUAUACGCAAACUGCAGUUCGACCAAUGGCUAUUUUAAAGGAAGCAAAAAAAUGCGUCAAAAUGCGAGGCAAUCAACGUGAAAGUGAAGUUCACAAUCUUGCUGAAUAUAUAGCUGAAACCGUUUUUGAAAUAAAGAAGAAAUUCCGGAAAAAGGAAUUGACUCGUUUCGGACGAAAUGCAACGAUUCUUUAUCUUUCCACUAAAAUGUUUUACGUGCUGAACAUUAUUGGUCAACUAUAUAUGAUGAACCACUUUCUCGGAGGCGAUUAUUUUAAAUGGGGAUACCAGACCAUAAAAGACGUAGCGCACGGUAUGAAGUGGUCGGAAUCACCAGUAUUUCCCCGUGUGAUUAUGUGCGAUUUUAAAGUGCGUCGACUUGGAAAUUUACAAAAUUACACGGUGCAGUGUGUCAUUAUGGUGAAUAUGAUUAACGAAAAAUUAUACCUCUUCUUAUGGUUUUGGCUCAUUUUCGUCGGAAUUUGCACUAUUAUUAAUUUUCUUUAUUAUCUUUUCCUUAUGAUUAUACCUCAAGCGAGAGCGAAAAUCGUGUUGUGGCAAAUCAAUAAGCAUGAAAUAAAAGCGGUUGGAUUUGCGAGUGAUACUUUGAAUCGCUUCAUUCAUGGAUUUCUUCGUUCGGAUGGUUUAUUGCUGCUAAAAUUUAUCGGAGAACACGUUGGAAACAGAAUUUCUCGAGAACUUAUUUAUGAACUUGCUAAAAUAUAUAUGGAGCAAAAUGCCCUACAAGACAAUGAAAGCGAUACCAAGCUGAAUACGAGCUAUUCGCCCGAUGGUAAACCACUUUUGACUGGUACGAAACCAGAUAGGACAUAUUUUGGCAAUUAUGGGAAAGAUAUUCAGCCUGGGUUAUAUCAUAGAGGGUUGAUGCCUGUUCCUUCAACAACACCCAGAAGAUACGAAAUGUCUCCCGUACUUGAGGAAUAUAUUGAUGCUGGUGCUACGCUUCCAGCACGUAGAGCUCCUCAAGCCAAAGUUGCUGCUCAACAGCCACCAGCAUCUGGCGAUGGUACUAAUAUAGCUGCUGUACGUCAGAACACACCAACUGAAGUUUGA